AUGGCAAUCAAAUUUGUUGUUUACUGUGGUGGCAAGUGGGAAGUCGUUGAUGGGAGGCUAGAGUACGUGGUCCAAGCAGAUUCUGUUAGACGUGGUUUUGAGACUUCUACUACAGUUUCUUAUAAUACAUUUUUAGAAAAUCUUAGUGAGUCAACAGGUCUUCAAAACAUCACACGUGUAUCUUACAAAAUGUCAACUUUUAACGAUCCCAUUGAUAUAGUUGAUGAUUCCGAUCUUACUUUUUUAUCCAAAAUUGCGGAAACAAACCCUCUUGAGUUAUUUAAAUUAUAUGUGGUGCAAGAUCAAGUUGGUUCAUCGGUGGGUUCUUCGAAUUUUUUUAAGUGUCCUGAUCUUAACGCAAAUGUUUUUCCUGGAGAUGAAUGUAACGUAUAUAAUAAAUCUGGAGUAACUGAUGAUGUUAAUUGUCCCGUUGAAAAUAAAAGCCAGUUUUACAUAGGUUAUAUUUUCCGUAACAAACAGGAAAUGAAAAUAGAAUUAGGAAAAAUGUGUCUUUCCGAAAGUUUUUCGUAUAAAGUAGACAGAUCAUCCAAAACUCGUUACGAAGUAUCUUGUAUUGAAGAGAAUUGCCAGUGGAAUUUCAAGGCAGCGAGUCGGGAAUCUUGUGAUGUUUUUUACGUAAAACAUUUUAACAACAAUAAUACAUGUUCUAAGACGCAAACAUAUCCACAUAUGCGACAAGCAAACCCAAUGGUGGUGGGUAGCUUAUUAGUAGAACAAUUUAAAGAUUCUGGAUGGAUAUACCGUUCGACCGAAAUUGUAAAGGAUUUUAGGAUUAAAGAAAAAGUCAAUUUAACGUAUAUGCAAGCAUGGCGUGGUAAAUGUAACGCAUUAGAACUUUUGCAAGGUAGUUCGUCAAGUUCUUUUGCGGAACUUCCCGUCUAUUGUUAUAACUUGGAGAAGGUUAAUCCAGGAACAGUGACACACAUACGCACUGAUUCUGAAAGUCGUUUUGAAAUGUUAUUUGUGGCCAUAGAUUGGAGCUUUGUCCGUAAUUUAAGACCGCUUAUCAUCAUAGAUGCUGCCCACUUGAAGGGUGAAUUUAAGGGAACAAUGUUUUUGGCUGUGGGCAUGGACGGAAACAAUCAAAUUUUGCCUAUUGGUUAUGGCAUUGGUAAAUCUGAGGACGGUGAGUCGUGGACGUGGUUCCUUUCGAAACUGAAAGAAUGCAUCGGCGAACAUCCAGAAUUGGCAAUCAUCUCUGACCGGGCAGCUUCUAUACAAUUAGCCGUACGGUUGGUGUUUCCAAGAAGCUUUCACGGGUUAUGUUGUCGUCAUUUGAUGGUCAACCUUCGAUUACCGUAA
Molecule: messenger RNA, 1323 nt
Organism: Helianthus annuus (common sunflower)
Lineage: Eukaryota; Viridiplantae; Streptophyta; Magnoliopsida; Asterales; Asteraceae
Exons: 2
Coding region: 1-1323 (440 amino acids)
Source: RefSeq, a predicted model, not a curated record